Messenger RNA from Phoenix dactylifera (date palm), 1320 nucleotides. RefSeq names its product zinc finger protein CONSTANS-LIKE 3. Gene Ontology annotation, molecular function: zinc ion binding; DNA-binding transcription factor activity; protein binding. Lineage: Eukaryota; Viridiplantae; Streptophyta; Magnoliopsida; Arecales; Arecaceae. The record is from RefSeq and is a predicted model, not a curated record. Gene Ontology annotation, cellular component: nucleus. Gene Ontology annotation, biological process: regulation of flower development.
CCCCAAUGGAACUCCCCCACCUCAGAAAGCUAAAUCACACACGGAGAAAGAAAUAGUGAGCUAAAGAAGAAAACAGGAGGAGAGAGAUGGCAAGCGAGACGGAAGGAGGGAAGGGAGGGUAUUGGGGGCUGGCGCCGAGGAGAUGCGACUCGUGCAAGGGCUCGCCGGCGCUGCUCUUCUGCCGGGCGGACGCGGCGUAUCUGUGCGGCACGUGCGACGCGCGCGUGCACAGGGCGAACAAGCUGGCGUCGCGGCACGAGCGUGUGUGGAUGUGCGAGGUCUGCGAGCAGGCGCCGGCGAGCGUCACGUGCAAGGCGGACGCCGCCGCGCUCUGCGUCAGCUGCGACGCCGACAUCCACUCCGCCAAUCCCCUCGCCUGCCGCCACGAGCGCGUCCCGGUCGUCCCCUUCCUCGAGCCCGCCGCCUCCGCCCUCAAGUCCGCCGCCGCGGCCGCCGGUGGUGGGGGGUUCCUCUUCAAGGGCGCUGACGACUGUGACGAGGAGGAGAACGAGCCGGAGGCUGCGUCGUGGCUCCUCCCGGACCCUGUUCCCCCGAACCCUAACCUCAAAGGGGGGACGAUGGAGGCGCCGGAGCUCAAAGCGGCCGACUACUUCUUCUCGGAUGUGGAUCCGUACCUGGAUCUGGACUACGCCUCGUCGAUGGACGCCCGAUUCCACCAGACCGACAGCGUCGUCCCCGUCCAGGCCAAGGCCGUCGGCGGCCCCCCGCCUCCGGCCCUCCUCGCGCUGGAUGGCGACGAUUUCACCCGAUCCAAGCCCUCCUAUAGCUCCUACACUGCCCAUUCUGUGAGCCACAGCGGAGGAACCGUGUCGUCAUCGGAGGUGGGUGUGGUGCCGGACGGGAGCUGCGGCGGUGGCGGUGGCGUGGGGGCGAUGGCGGACGUGACGAAUCCCUACGGCGGUGCGGGUAGGGCGGGGAACCCGGCGGCACAGAUGGACCGGGAGGCUCGGGUGAUGAGGUACCGGGAGAAGCGGAAGAACCGGCGGUUCGAAAAGACGAUCCGGUACGCGUCGCGGAAGGCCUACGCGGAGACGCGGCCCAGGAUCAAGGGGCGGUUCGCCAAGCGGACGGAGAUCGAGACAGAGGUCGACCGCAUGUAUUCCUCCGCCGCGGCGGCGGCGUUCAUGGUUGACGGCGUUUACGGCGUCGUGCCGUCCUUCUGAUCUCGGGCCAAAGCCGGGAUCUCUGUUGUAAGAUGUAUUAAUGUUUUUGGCUUUUAUGUACUCCUUCUCAAGUUCUCAUGCCCUUCUCUAUCCUUGAUAUAUAUUAUUUCUAUGUUUUAAAUGGCCUUUUUUGUUU